Molecule: messenger RNA, 2423 nt
Organism: Chilo suppressalis (striped riceborer)
Lineage: Eukaryota; Metazoa; Arthropoda; Insecta; Lepidoptera; Crambidae
Source: the annotation of a GenBank genome assembly
AAAAAAGUCUGACGUCUUAAUUCAGUCUUGCUUGAUUUAGCGGUAUUUUCAAAUGUUAUAAUUUGUACGAAAUCUUAUAUUUAGCGAAGCUGCUAGCUUUGCAUUUAUGAAUUACGAUCUGAACUGAUUGAUAACGUUAUCUUCUUCGAAUAUGUAGUCGUCCAACGGUCCAAGCCUGUCCCACAGAAAAUUUAGCCAAGACGGAAGGAAAGGUUAUCGUGUAUCACUUUAUCAUUCGGUCAGGUCGUUUUGUGGCAUUUCAAGCUUAUAUACUCAAGGUUGUCAUUGUAUUCUUUUAAAGUGCGUUGUAUACUUUAUUAAAAAAACGCCAUUAUAAAAUAUUGUUGACAGUUUAGGAACAAGUAAUGGCCAAUACAACCUAUUUUAUUGGUGUUGAUGUGGGUUCUGGUAGUGUUCGUGCAGCUCUUGUUGACGUGAAAGGAUAUGUAGUCAAAACUUCUGUUAAAGAGCUACAAACAUGGAAACCUAAAGUUGAUCACUAUGAACAGUCUUCCGAGGAUGUCUGGGAAUGUUGUAUAAGUGUUCUUAAUAAUGUAGUUGCGGAUGUAGAUCCUGCAUCUAUUAAAGGUAUAGGAUUUGAUGCCACCUGCUCAUUAGUGGUGCUUGAUAAGAAUUGCAACCCCAUUUCUGUUGGUAACCAAAAUAACAAUAAACAGAACAUCAUUAUGUGGAUGGACCACAGGGCUCAGAAUGAAGCAGAUUUUAUAAAUAAAACAGGUCAUGAAAUUCUUCAAUAUGUAGGUGGCAAAGUGAGUCUUGAAAUGGAGAUGCCAAAACUGCUUUGGUUGAAAAAACAUAUGCCACAGAAAUGGUUGGAAUUUGGACACUUCUUUGAUUUACCAGACUUUUUAACUUGGAAGGCCACUGGUUCAUUUAGCAGAUCAUUAUGUUCCCUGGUCUGUAAGUGGAAUUAUGAAUGUUCUGUUGAUGGAAAACGUGGUUGGAAUACCAGUUUUCUAAGAGGAAUUGGCUUGGAUGAUUUGGCUGUGAACAAUUUCGAAAAAAUUGGUAACACUGUUUUAAUGCCAGGAGAGAAAUGUGGUGGACUCACAGAUGAAGUUGCAAAGAUACUAGGCUUACUACCUGGUACACCAGUGGCAACUUCUAUUAUUGAUGCUCAUGCUGGAGGCCUUGGUAUGAUUGGAACAGAUGGAGAAGAUAUCGAUAAAAAUAUGUCCACCAGGCUUAGUUUAAUAUGUGGUACUUCAACAUGUCACAUGGCAGUCAAUAAAAAAGCUAUACUUGUAAAAGGAGUUUGGGGACCAUAUUUCAGUGCCAUGGUUCCAAACAUGUGGCUGAAUGAAGCUGGUCAAAGUGCCUCAGGAAUGUUAUUAGACUAUAUAAUUUCUAGUCACCCAGCAGGCAUUGAUCUAUUGAAAAAAUAUAGUACAGGAGAAGUUCGUAAUCAUCUUCGAGAAUUAUUAUCAAAGAUGACAACGGCCCAAGGAUUGAGUGACAUGAGCUUGCUUACUAAAGACUUCCAUGUGUGGCCUGAUUUUCACGGUAACAGAUCUCCACUGGCAGAUCCUACCAUGAGAGGCAUGAUAGUUGGCCUUUCAAUUAACAGCAGUGAAGAAAACUUGGCAUUGUUGUAUCUUGCAACUUUACAAGGUUUAUCUUAUGGUACGAGACAUAUUAUGGAAGCGCUUCUGCUAGCUGGAUAUGAUGAAUUUAAAUCAUUACUUGUUUGUGGUGGUAUUACAAAAGAUCCACUCUUUGUUCAAAUUCAAGCAGAUACAGUUGGUCUACCAAUCUUGAAACCGCAUGAAAAAGAUUCAGUAUUGGUAGGUUCUGCUAUAUUGGGAGCUUGUGCUUCACAACACUUUAAUGGUGUUGCAGGUGCUAUAGAAAAAAUGGGUGGCACAGCAGAAGUUAUUCAACCAAAUCAUAAUAUCAAGGGUUACCAUGACAAAAAAUACAAGGUUUUCCUAAAGAUGUUUCAAGAUCAAUUAAAAUACAAAUCUCUUAUGAGUUAGCAAAUUACUUCCAGUAGUAUUGAACACAGGGUGUAUUUUUAUAGAUUAGUUUUGAUGUGAUAUAGUAGAAAGACUAUAUUUGUAUUAAUAUUUAUGUAAUUGAUUGUGUUAAUAUUUUAUGAGCCUAUCUUUACCAUAAAGUCCAAUUGUAGCUAAACAGUGAACGGUGCAUACUUUAUUCUUAAUAUUUUUGAAUUCGGCUAUGAAUUUAUAUCCUUAAAAAUCAAUUACCUAUCUCAGGUUGUUCCAGACAAGUCCGCUUUUUAAGUCAUUUCUUCAAUUCAGUUCAUAAAGUACCUGAGUAUUUAGAUGCAUUAACUUCUGUGUUAGUGGUUGUAGCUCGCUAGUUGUAUGAGACUUAAACAUUGGUGAAAGGAUUUUAAUAUAAAUAAAAAUUAUAUUUAUUAUGAAAUUAUAUUUACAGAC